Molecule: messenger RNA, 2050 nt
Organism: Eptesicus fuscus (big brown bat)
Lineage: Eukaryota; Metazoa; Chordata; Mammalia; Chiroptera; Vespertilionidae
Gene: PPARA
Product: peroxisome proliferator activated receptor alpha
Exons: 8
Coding region: 291-1697 (468 amino acids)
Biological process (GO): cell differentiation; negative regulation of transcription by RNA polymerase II; hormone-mediated signaling pathway
Cellular component (GO): nucleus
Molecular function (GO): zinc ion binding; nuclear receptor activity; RNA polymerase II cis-regulatory region sequence-specific DNA binding
Source: RefSeq, a predicted model, not a curated record
GGGCGGAGGCGGCCGCUAGCGCCGGGCCCGGUGCCGCCUCCCAGGCGCGCUCGCCCGCAGACCGGCCGGCGGCGGACCCGGCCCCAGGUGGCGAGCCGCGCGCCGGGGAGACUCCAGAGGACACCUCGGAACCACUUCCUCCUCCGCCUCCUCGCCGCCCAGGCGCAGCCCGAGGCCCGGCCUCCUCGGCGAAGGGACGGCUGGCGGCCAGACCUGCGGGGACCGGGACGCUGCCUCCAGCUCCCGGCAGCGGGUGGGCGCGGGCCGGGCGGCCGGCGCCGCUGGGCAGGAUGGUGGACACCGAGAGCCCGAUCUGCUCCCUCUUCCCCCUCGAGGCCGACGACCUGGAGAGCCCGCUGUCCGAGGAGUUUCUCCAGGAAAUGGGGAGCAUCCAGGACAUGUCCCAGCCCAUCGGCGAGGACAGCUCCGGCAGCUUCAGCUUCACCGACUACCAGUGCCUGGGGAGCGGCCCCGGGUCCGAGGGCUCCGUCAUCACGGACACGCUCUCCCCGGCUUCCAGCCCCUCAUCCGUCUCUUACCCCGUGGUCCCCGGCAGCGCCGACGAGGCCUCCAGCACAGCGCUCAACAUCGAAUGCAGGAUCUGUGGGGACAAAGCCUCGGGCUACCAUUACGGGGUUCACGCGUGUGAAGGCUGCAAGGGCUUCUUCCGGCGAACCAUCCGCCUGAAGCUGGCGUACGACAAGUGUGAGCGGAGCUGCAAGAUCCAGAAGAAGAACCGGAACAAGUGCCAGUACUGCCGCUUCCACAAGUGCCUGUCGGUCGGGAUGUCCCAUAACGCAAUCCGUUUUGGACGAAUGCCAAGAUCCGAGAAAGCGAAACUGAAAGCAGAAAUCCUCACGUGUGACCACGACGUGGACGAUUCGGAAACCGCGGACCUCAAGUCGCUGGCCAAGCAGAUCUACGAGGCCUACCUGCGGAACUUCAACAUGAACAAGGCCAAGGCCAGGGUCAUCCUCGCGGGCAAGGCCAGCAACAACCCGCCCUUCGUCAUCCACGACAUGGAGACGCUGUGCAUGGCCGAGAAGACGCUGGUGGCCCAGCUGGUGGCCAACGGCAUCCAGAACAAGGAGGCGGAGGUGCGCAUCUUCCACUGCUGCCAGUGCACGUCCGUGGAGACCGUCACGGAGCUCACGGAGUUCGCCAAGGCCAUCCCCGGCUUCGCGGGCCUGGACCUCAACGACCAGGUCACGCUGCUCAAGUACGGCGUGUACGAGGCCAUCUUCGCCAUGCUGGCCUCCGUGAUGAACAAGGACGGCAUGCUGGUGGCCUGCGGCAACGGCUUCAUCACCCGCGAGUUCCUCAAGGGCCUGCGGAAGCCCUUCUGCGACAUCAUGGAGCCCAAGUUCGACUUCGCCAUGAAGUUCAACGCCCUGGAGCUGGACGACAGCGACAUCGCCCUGUUCGUGGCGGCCAUCAUCUGCUGCGGAGAUCGCCCGGGCCUCCUGCACGUGGGACAGAUCGAGAAGAUGCAGGAGGGCAUCGUGCACGUGCUCAGGCUGCACCUGCAGGGCAACCACCCGGACGCCGCCUUCCUCUUCCCCAAACUCCUGCAGAAGAUGGCGGACCUGCGGCAGCUGGUCACGGAGCACGCGCAGCUGGUGCAGGUCAUCAAGAGGACCGAGGCGGACGCCGCGCUGCACCCGCUGCUGCAGGAGAUCUACCGCGACAUGUACUGAGGCCCCGGGCGCGGGAGGAGCUGCUCCGCGGGGAGCGAGGCCCGGCCGCCUCGCCCCGGGCCCCGGGCCCCCAUCCCCACCGCCUGCCGUCCUCGCCGGCCGCAGCCCGGGAGCGUGCAGAGGCGGCUGGGAGAAGCCUGCCUGGCGUGAAUCCAUCCGAUGGCCCCGACGAAAGCGCCUUCGCGAUCCCCACUGAACCCCCGGACCGCACAGCAGCGCUGCCUUCCGGUCCCACGCGGACUGCUGGCUCCCGUGUGACUCGGGAAGCUGGUCGCACUUUGAGCCUUUGCGAGCCUGCGCCUCUGGAUGUAGCCAAAGGGUGGGGUUCACAAGCAGCAACGUAUUUAUUCGAA